UUUUUCAAGUUCAUUCGACAUCGAUGUUGUAACGAAAAAUCGUCACAAUCGCGUUGAAUGGGCUGCUGCAAACUACAGAAAUACCGGAAAGGAAUUUCGGAUGAUCCUACCCCCUCCAAAUGUCACGGGAAAAUUGCAUCUUGGCCAUGCAUUAACCGUCACUAUUGAGGAUGCAUUGUGUCGGCAUCACAGAAUAAAAGGAGGCGUAGCGAGAUGGAUCCCGGGUUUUGACCAUGCAGGAAUAGCAACGCAGGUAGUAGUUGAGCAAGAUCUGUGGAAGAAGAAAGCCAUUCGACGGGAUCAAAUGUCAAGAGAGGACUUCGUUGAGCAUUGUCGACAGUGGAGUGAAAAUUCAACCUGCUUUUCUAGGAACUCGACUGCGAUUCGUGAACAGUUGAACAUUCUUGGUGCAACUUUGGAAUGGAAAAACGUCUACUAUACGCUGAAUGAAAAUUUUUCAUCAGCCGUCACCGAAGCAUUUGUCAGACUUUAUGAAGAUGGGUUAAUUUACCGAGACAAAAGAAUUGUGAAUUGGUGCCCUUCUUUGCAGAGUUCUAUAUCAGAUCAGGAGGUAACUCGCCUGGAUUUCUCAUCCCCCACAAAGAUUGUCGUUCCAUGUGCUGAAGGAGGAAAACGCGAAGUUCAAGUAGGGACUAUGUAUUCCGUCAUGUAUCCUUUGGAGGGGUCAGAUAGACUCAUUCCCGUUGCUACAACUCGUCCAGAAACAAUGUUCGCAGAUGUUGCGCUUGCAGUGCAUCCAGACGAUGCUCGCUAUUCUCAGUUUGUUGGGAAAGUUGUGCGUCACCCUCUUCGUAAGGAUUUGAAGAUCCCUGUUAUCGCUGAUAAAAGUGUACAGAUGAACAAAGGGACCGGUGUAUUGAAAAUUACUCCUUCUCACGAUGCCCUCGAUUGGGAGAUCGCGUCACGCCAUCGAGAAGAAAUUCUUGGUCAAGAUCAGAAUGCAUUGAGCAGAAAUUGUAUUGACGUUCAUGGUAGGCUCAACCAAGAGGCGAAUGAGUUUUCGGGUCUUGAUCGUUUCGAUGCAAGGCUUAAGAUUAUCGAGAAGUUGAGUUCGUCUGGACAUUUUGGUGGUACUAUCAAGCAUGACGGUCAGGUCAGUCUUUGCAGCCGAACAGGUGAUGUUGUCGAACCUCGUCUCACUGAUCAAUGGUUCAUGAACACCGAAGGACUUUAUGAGGACGCACGGCAAGCUGUUGAAAAAGGAAAAAUCAGAAUACUUCCUAAAAUUCAUGAACAAAAGCUCUUUGAUUGGUUAUCGAAUAAGGAUCCAUGGUGUCUUAGCAGGCAAUUGUUGUGGGGACAUCGUAUUCCGGCAUACCGUUCGGGAACUUCAUCAUGGUUCGUAGCGAAAUCGCUAGAUCACGCCCAUGAUCAUUUUGGCCGAAACGCUGAAAUAUUGCAAGAUGAUGAUGUGCUGGACACUUGGUUUAGCUCAUCAUUGAUACCGCUGGUUAACGCUGGUUGGCCAGGCCCGAACUUCAAUUCAUCGGUGCCCCUUUUAGACGUCAUGGAAACCGGAUGGGAUAUACUUGGAUUCUGGGUUGCUAGAAUGAUCAUCAUGACAAUGAAGUUAUCCGGUGGGCAGGUGCCAUUUAGCAAUGUGCUUCUUCAUGGUUUAGUCAGAGAUUCAGCCGGGAAGAAGAUGAGCAAAUCCCUUGGUAACGUUAUCGAUCCACUUGAUGUUGUGGAUGGGAUUACUAGAGAAGAAAUGAUCAAGCGAGUUGAAAACAGCAAUCUCUCAAAAGAGGAAAUCGCCAUUUCCACUCGCUUUCCUGAAGGGAUAGCUCGAGCUGGCCCAGACGCGCUUCGUUUCGCUUUGUUACGUCACGACUUGUUGGCUACUGAUAUUCCCGUGAACAUAGGACUUCGCUUUUGUAACAAAUUGUGGAAUUUGGUGACCUACAUCGAGACGGUAACCGAGAGCUCGCAAACAGUAAAGGACGUGGAUUCUGAACAUCCGGCGGAUGAAUGGAUUCUGUCACGGUUAGGAGCUACAUUGGAACGGGUAGACAAACACAUGACGGAAUACAUGCCACACCUUGCCUUUGCAGAGUUGCAAAACUUUAUUUUGGGAUCACUCUGCGAUGUGUACCUGGAGACCACCAAAAAUGCACUCUGGACUAAAAACUUUGCCAGAAUCGCAGAGAUUCGUACAACAUUGAGUCGCGUUGUGCAACCGACGCUUGUCCAACUUUCUGUCUUCAUGCCUUUUGUGGCUGAACAUCUUUAUGAACGCGUGUUCAAGAGAGAGCCUGGUUCCAUCUAUUUUGAUUUUGUUAACGCUUCCUUCUUUCGGCUGCAGAGAUCCAUUGAGCUCGAGUCUGACAUGGACAUUGUACUUAGAAUAGUUAGCACUAUACGAUCCUUACGCAGUCAACUUCAGCUGCCUUCUUCAAUGGUUUUUAGAGGAGUGUUGCAUUGUGAUAAUGCGUCUUCUGACUUUGCCCGACUUUCAUCGAUACUUUUUGAUUUGGCGAAAUUUGAUCUAUCAAAUGUAUGUUCUCUCGAUCAUGCCGUUUCGCCAGGAUUUACAAUUUGUCCUCUUCCUGGAAGCAGUGGCCACUUAUCGCUCAAAAUUGAGGUUAGCUUUUGA
Molecule: messenger RNA, 2614 nt
Organism: Haemonchus placei
Lineage: Eukaryota; Metazoa; Nematoda; Chromadorea; Rhabditida; Trichostrongylidae
Source: the annotation of a GenBank genome assembly